AUCUCCAAGCAAAGAUUUUCCAACGGUCCGAAAAUAACGCACGAAAAGUUAUUGUCGCCACAAACAUUGCAGAAACAUCGUUGACUGGUAAUUUGGAUUUUGCUGGCAAAUUUGUCUUUCAAGAACCCAUCUUUACUAACCUAGUCCAUGUAUAUAGUUGAUGGUAUUAUGUACGUGGUCGAUACCGGUUAUUGUAAGCUCAAAGUUUACAAUCCACGAAUUGGUAUGGAUGCACUACAGGUUACACCUAUCAGUCAAGCAAACGGUAGCCAGCGAAGUGGUCGUGCAGGAAGAACUGGCCCUGGUGUGGCAUAUCGAUUAUACACAGAAGAAGCCUAUCGAACCGAAAUGUUCUUCAAUACAAUUCCAGAAAUUCAGCGUACCAACCUUGCCAGCGUCGUUUUGCAAUUAAAAUGUCUUGGUGUCAAGAAUUUGCUGGAUUUUGACUUUAUGGAUCCGCCCCCACAGGAUAAUAUUCUCAAUUCGAUGUAUCAAUUGUGGAUCUUGGGUGCAUUUGAUAAUAACAGCGACUUGACCGAGGUGGGUCAAAAAAUGAACGAGUUUCCACUUGAUCCUUCUCUUGCAAAAAUGCUUAUUACUGCAGAGGAGCAGGGUUGUACUGCAGAGGUUGUGACCAUCGUAUCUAUGCUUUCAGUUCCUUCUGUAUUCUAUCGACCCAAGGAACGCAUGGAAGAAAGUGAUGCUGCUCGUGAAAAGUUCUUUGUACCAGAAAGUGACCAUCUUACGCUUCUUCAUGUCUAUACGCAAUGGAAGAGUAACAGUUAUCGAGAUGACUGGUGUAAGAAACAUUUCAUUCACCCCAAGGCUAUGCGAAAAGCACGAGAAGUUCGAUCACAGCUGAUCGACAUUAUGAAAUCCGUAAAGAUGCCAUAUGUUUCUUGCGGUACUGAUUGGGACAUCAUCAGAAAAUGUAUCUGUUCAGCUUAUUUCCAUCAAGCUGCAAGACUCAAGGGUAUUGGCGAAUAUGUCAACUGCAGAAGCGGCAUGAAAUGUCAUCUGCAUCCAACCAGUGCACUCUUUGGAGCAGGAUUUACACCAGACUACGUUGUGUAUCACGAGUUGGUGUUGACGUCAAAGGAAUUCAUGCAAUGUGUCACGUCGGUAGAUCCAUACUGGCUCGCAGAAUUAGGUCCCAUGUUCUUCUCUAUCCGUGAUCGCAACCGACAAUAGUACUGUCGACAACCAUAAUGAACAAUUAAAAGUCAAUAAUACCAUUGCUUGUAUAUUACAAUAAUCG
Molecule: messenger RNA, 1258 nt
Organism: Zychaea mexicana
Lineage: Eukaryota; Fungi; Mucoromycota; Mucoromycetes; Mucorales; Lichtheimiaceae
Product: P-loop containing nucleoside triphosphate hydrolase protein
Exons: 6
Coding region: 148-1191 (347 amino acids)
Biological process (GO): mRNA splicing, via spliceosome
Cellular component (GO): intracellular anatomical structure; spliceosomal complex
Molecular function (GO): RNA binding
Source: RefSeq, a predicted model, not a curated record